AUGGCUGAAGUUUCAGAAAUUUGUAAAUGCACAAUGGUGAGUACAAAGGGAGUGGAUGUUGGAAGAUUUUGUUCCUUGUCAGCCCUAGACCAUGUCAUGGAACACAACCAUCUUCGUAUUGUGUUGUAUUAUAGCACCCCUAAAGAAAUCAAGCUUGGAGAACCAACCAAAAUGUUGAAAGAAUCGCUGUCUCAGGCGCUUUGCGCUUAUCCAAUCGUUACCGGGCGAUUACUGAGGGAUCCGGAAAAAGGGAACUGGAUGAUCAAGAGCAAUGAUGCUGGGGUAAGGAUGGUGGAGAUGAGGGCGCAAGGCAAUGUUGAAAAAUGGUUGCAGAAUGUGGAUAGCGAGAAGGAGCUCAAGCUUGUUUAUUGGGAGCAUAUGUUUACCAAGCCUUAUUUCUGGUCCCCCUUUUAUAUCCAGAUCACUGAAUUUGAAGAAGGGGGACUUGCAAUUGGCUUGAGCUGCACUCACCUCCUUUCUGAUCCCAUUUCUGCUGUCAUGUUCAUGAAAUCAUGGGCUCACAUGACUGUGAAAGGCACAAUGCCAUCUCCUCUUCUAUAUCGCCCCAUUAAAACGCUAAGAAAAUCGGAUCAAACCUCUCAUGGUCAUUGCCACGGCAAUCUUUCCAAUGGAUUGAUCGAGCACUAUAAAUCAACUCUGAGAAAACCAAUUGCCGCAGGCAUUAGCGAGAAGAAAUUGACCACAGUUUCAUUGGCAUUCAGUGACCAAAUGGUCAGGAGUUGCAUAUCUGCGGCUUCAUCUGAUGUUCUCCUGAGGCCGCCAACCCCAUUUGAGGCGCUUGCAGGGCUGUUUUGGACAUCCAUAAGCAAGAUCAAGGGAAGAAGAGAAAAUGGCUUGAUUGACAUGUCCGUGUGUUUAGACAUGAGAAAAGUGCUAGACUUAGAUGAAAAUUUCUUUGGAAAUUGCAUGGUUUACAGCAAGGCAUCAUCAGAUGGUUUAGGAGGUACAAAUGAAUUGUCUGAAGCAGUCGCUGGAAUAGAAAAGGUAGUCGAUAAAAUGGAUGCAAAGACGACCAUGGAAUUGAUAGAAUGGUUAGAAGAAGCAACAGCAAAACAUAUAUCACCACCCUUGAUGAAUGGACUUGAUCUCAUUUGUGCAAACCUGGAGGAUGUGGAUACAUAUUCAGCCAUAUUUUGCCCCAAUUUCAAGCCAAUUCUAGCUUCUUUCUACAUUGAGCCAACAGCUGGAGAGGGCAGCAUAUUAGUUCUUCCAGCGCCACCUGAUGCAGGUCCGUUCAGUCGCAUAGUUAUGAUUACACUUGCAGAGGAUGAAGCCAUUGAACUUCUUAAAGAUGAGUCAAUCCAGCAAUUUUCUCCAAAAGUAUUGAUGAAGAUGGCAGAAAAGAAGUUAUAG
This is a messenger RNA of Oldenlandia corymbosa var. corymbosa, 1374 nucleotides long. Lineage: Eukaryota; Viridiplantae; Streptophyta; Magnoliopsida; Gentianales; Rubiaceae. The record is from the annotation of a GenBank genome assembly.